GUGUGUGUGUGUGUGUGUGUGUGUGUGUGGUUGUCUAGGCGAUGAACUGUGUUCCAUCGUCGUUCCUCAGCAGAGAGAGGAGGAGUGAGGUCAUCAUGAGAGGAGCCGUGGCGUCAGAGAAGGAGGCUCUGCUGCUGGGCGUCAUCUCCACCUUCCUCCAUGUUCAUCCGUUUGGAGCCAACCUGGAGUAUCUGUGGUCCUACAUCCAGAGACUGGACUCUAAGGUGUCCCCGGUGGAACUGGAGCGUCUCAUGGUUCGUCUCCCCAGCAUGUUCCGAGUGGAGCUGAGUGGCGUCGGAGCGACUUUAGAGAAGCGAUGGAAGUUCUGCGGCUUCGAAAGCCUCGGGUCAGCGUGACACAGGAAAAACGCACACGUGUGUGUGUGAAUGUGUGUGCGGGCGUCCGUCUGUCCUGAAUCCUGUUGGAUGUAUCAGCAUGUUGGACACUGAGGAGGAGACAGACUUGGACUCACUGCUGGACUCACUGAGAUGGACUCGUUGGGUUCACCUGAUCUUCCUCUUGAUCCUGGAUCCUAGUCCUCGGCAGUCUGGUCUCGGGGACAUCUGGAUCAGAAAGAGAGAGGAGUUAUACCAAAGUUGAUCUUUUAUACGUUUGGUUUCAGAGAAACAGUUUCCUUUCUCUACAAAAUAAGAGCGUCCGUGGCCUCCUUUACCACAAAAUAAGAGCGUCCUUCUAUUAUUGUGUGUUGGACAUGUUGAGACCUGAUGGACUACGGGACACGUCGUCCCUCUUUGGGACACUCUAGGAUUUGUAAACAUUGCAGAAAAAUUCUUUACAACCAUUAAAACAUCAUAUUUAAAAACACAAAGGAUCUUCAAUAACAAACAAACAAUACGAGUAAAAGACCUCAGUCAAAUAUUAAAAAUUCAGACAUUUAUUACAAUUUAUUAACAAUCAAAAAUAUAUAUAUUUGAUAUUACUAUUAUUAUUAUUAUAUUAU
This is a messenger RNA of Anarrhichthys ocellatus (wolf-eel), 961 nucleotides long. Its product is annotated as ecto-NOX disulfide-thiol exchanger 1-like. Gene Ontology annotation, cellular component: plasma membrane; external side of plasma membrane. The record is from RefSeq and is a predicted model, not a curated record. NCBI's taxonomy places the organism in Eukaryota, Metazoa, Chordata, Actinopteri, Perciformes, Anarhichadidae. The coding region runs from base 42 to 356 and encodes 104 amino acids. Gene Ontology annotation, molecular function: protein disulfide isomerase activity; NADH dehydrogenase activity. Gene Ontology annotation, biological process: ultradian rhythm. The transcript has 3 exons.